Scylla paramamosain (green mud crab) is the source of this 4753-nucleotide messenger RNA. RefSeq lists its product as uncharacterized. NCBI's taxonomy places the organism in Eukaryota, Metazoa, Arthropoda, Malacostraca, Decapoda, Portunidae. The transcript has 5 exons. The record is from RefSeq and is a predicted model, not a curated record. Bases 557 to 1216 code for a protein of 219 amino acids.
GCGGGAAGACUGAGUUGUGGGUCAUUCCUCCUACACCAUUUCAAAGCUCCACCCUGUCACGUGUCCCUGCCCUCAUCACCGCCACUCGCGACGCCUCCCCGGCCGGGUCAUUCAAGAGGGGAGCGUGAAAAACUGUUGCGUAUCGCGUCAGGACAGCUUUUGUCAGCGAUGGAGAGCACGAGUGGCGGCCAUAUUGAUUUCGUUGCCAUAGUGCUUAGUGUAAACAUCCUCAGCUGGACGACGCUUCCCUGUGAGUCCCUCUUCUUGUUUUGGUCAUUUCUACAGCGCCCUAGAGCGUAGCGGUGGCUAGUGGUGGGGCGAAGGCAGCAAUGUGUCUGGACGGAGGCGGGAGUGGCGUGUAAGGAAGGCUAAACGUCCCCAGUGGCGUGCAAAUCAAACAUAAAUGGUGUGUUUAUUUUUGGGUGUGUGGGAGUAGGCCAGGCCGUUCCCCUCCGCGGCCAGCCUCACCGUGACACACUGCCUCUCGGAUCCCUCCUGCACAUCACGGCUGGCCAGCAAAGCGAGACAGCGGGAUACAGUGACAGCUCAGGAAGAAAUGGUUAUGUCAAGGAGCAUGGGGGAGCUGGCGCCUGCGAGGUCGCCACUAUUCUCCAACAGGGCCUUCAUUGUCGGCUACUCAGGCUACAUCCCGGGCCUAAUGUUCCGGUAUGGCAAGACCUUCGGGAGGGCGGCUGAGGAAAGCAUUUCUAUGUACAUCCAGCAGCAGAGUGAACGGCGCGCCAAGGAGGAGGCGAGGCGGUCCAAGUCCCUUCCUCGGCUACGGCAGAAGCGAUCAGAGACGAGAGUGAUAGAGGAUUUCUACAGCAAGUACGGCAUUGACGGACGCAGCAACCCCAACUACCCGCCCCUGCCUGGCUACACUGGCUACAUUCCCAAGAUGAAGCCCACAGACCUAGGAAUUCGGCCGCACCUUCAGCGCCGCCGCCAGGAGGGGCCUCGCGCACGUCGCCACAGCACGGGGAACACCGACAGACUCUUCAGCCGAACCUGCACGCCUCCGCCCCGCCCUCGGCAGUCCGCUACACCAAGGCGCCGUCCUAGUGAGAAGGGGCGGGCGGGUGGGAGGAUGGCAGGACCCAGGGUGACGGUUCUUAAUUCUCAGUGUGAUGCAAACUUUUCUUGUUCAUUUUGCUAUCUCUCUCUCUCUCUCUCUCUCUCUCUCUCUCUCUCUCUCUCUCUCUCUCUCUCUCUGUAAGUCUCCUCACAGGCCUGCCUCCUCUCCCAGUCCCUCCCGAGGGCCUCACGUACAAGUGUUAGUCUACCUCUCACACUAACAUCUCAGUCUGCAGUGCGUCCUCCCAACUCCAUCUCUCCAUCUCCCCCGCACUGUGACUCUCUUCCUCCACAACCCCAUCCAUCCCCAUCCCCAGCCCCUACACCUUCCUUUGACGCUCUCCCUCCACUACCACAACCUCCCCCGGCGAUAUCCAGUCUCCACGUGAUCUCUGUGAAUCAUCUGCAGGCCUCCCACCAGCUCUCAUGAAUCAUCAACAACUUUCUAUGACUUCCUUUGAUGUUUUGUAACCUUGCCAUGACGUCUUUGAUAACCCAUCCUUAACUUGAUACGUGUUUUUAAAGAUGCACAAGCUCUCGAAUCACAAAUUCCUUAAAAUCACUUGUCCUUCACUUUUUUAUCAUUGCAAGGCUUAAUCAGUACUUUUCAUUGUCAUUUCUAACCCAACAGCUUUCUAUUUCCCUCGCUCCAUUCCUCCCUCCCUCCCACACAGCACACAGUAGCUCUGACCACCACAGCAAACACAAGACACAGCAUAUCUAACACACGGUCAGAAACACUGUGGUUAGGAGGGUAGGAUUAAGAAUAUUAGAAUCUACAUUUUCUUCUCCCUUCAACACCCGCCAUCUCGCACCACUAUACGCUCGCCACUCCGGCACAUCUCGCCAAGCACGACUCGUUUUCUCCUCUUAAGCUGAACAAGGUCGUGGUGCUGCUUAGUUGGGUUAUUUAUGAUGCUAUGUAUCCUCCGUGUGUGUGUGUGUGUGUGUGUGUGUGUGUGUGUGUGUGUGUGUGUGUGUGUGAUAUAGUUUACAAGAGCAUUACAUACAUGUGUGAUAUAUAUAUAGUUUACAAGAUUACAAGAGCAUUACAUACAUCAUAAUCUCACAAAUCGACCCGCAUUUCCGACCCGUACGAAAUUUAACAGAAAACGCAAUUAAGCGCGUCUUCACUCACGAAAACACGCAGUGAAAGUUGAUCUCUAAAGGGAAUUUGCCACCACCGCCACGCUAAUAAUAAUAAUAAUAACAAUAAUAAUAAUAAUAAUAAUAAUAAUAAUAAUAAUAAUAAUAAUAAUAAUAAUAAUAACAACAAUAAUAAUAAUAAUAAUAAUAAUAAUAAUAAUACACUUUGCUUCAAGUGCUUCCUAAUUGCAUCCUGCCGAAUGUGCAACGCGCGCCAGUAAUGUCUCUAGAUCCUACAGUAAGUAGUACACAGUUCGGCCAGCCAUUACCUGUAUCAUUGCUUCUUACUCCACAUCGGCGGCUCAAGACUUAACAGAGCGAGUCGACGUGAAAAGUUAAGAACAGGCAACUAUUAGUGUGUGUGUGUGUGUGUGUGUGUGUGUGUGUGUGUGUGUGUGUGUGUGUGUGUGUGUGUGUGUGUGUGUGUGUGUGUGUGUGUGUGUGUGUGUGUGUGUGUGUGUGUGUGUGUGUGUGUGUGUGUGUGUGUGUGUGUGUGUUAUGCGAUAAGAACAGAUUACUACUACAUCUAAAUUGUUAUUGCUCUUGUUGUUAUUAAUGAUAAUGAGGAUUAUAAUAAUAAUAAUAAUAAUAAUAAUAAUAAUAAUAAUAAUAAUAAUAAUAAUAAUAAUAGCACGCUUCUGUCGCGCCUCCGCUUCGCCGGUACAGUGUUCAUCAACCAGUCAAUUAUUCUACUUCUUGUCUUUAUUCAGGUGAUACACAGUGCCUUCCCCUCCCUCUCUCAAUUCCCUUCAUCCCCUCAAACCUUUCCUUACCCUUUAGCGUCCCUUCUCCCUCCUUCCCUUUCUCCUCACAGCAUGGGCAAGACAAUCUCUCCUUUCUACUGUACCAUCAUCUCCUUCAUCCUCUUGUCUUUCUAUUUGUGUAGGGUUCCCUCCCUCCACACCCCUUCCAUUCAGCCUGGCAAUGUUCCCCUUCCCAAUAACAUCACGGCCCAUGCAUCCUCUUCCUUUUGCUGUACCCUCAUCCUCUUCCUCUCUUUACGUCUUUCAUUAUGCCUUUCUUUCCCCUACAGUCUCCUUCCCCUCAAACUGUCCCCCUUCUCCCCCUUCCCUUCACAGUAUGAGAUAGACUCCUUCUCCCUUCUAGACACUUUCUCUCUCAAUCUUUAUGUGUUCUUUCUCCCCAUUCCCUUCACAUCACGUACCCAACACCCCUUCCCCUCAUAGUGAACACUCUGCUCCCCUCAUCCCUCGCUUCAUUUUUCUCUCUUCCCCGUGUGGCUUCCCCGAUCGCUGUCUUCUUCCCCCUCUCUGGUCUUUCGUCACAGCCACACCAGCCACCAGUAUCCGCGCCAAAAAAGCCACUCCCUCCAUGACUGCAAGGCUGCCACGCACGCAAGCCUUCCCUCAGCCGCUAACCACAUUCCGUCACGCAACGCAGCUUGUCCUAAAGGUGUGUGGCGGAGUGACUGAGAAAGAGUUACACUGCGUUCGCAAGACAGUAAUAAGAUUAAAACAAAGACAUUAAGAUGAUGAAAAAUAAAAGGUAAAUAAAAAGCGGGGAAGAGCUCAUCGGUUAAUGCGAAUGAGAGAACUUUUAAAUUACGAUGGACAAAGUGGAAUAAAGAAUAAGUAAUUUAGCCAUAGCAUGAUUUUCAAAUUUAAAUGACAUUGACGUUUGCUCUAAAUCCGAGAAAUAAAAGUAAUUAGAUAAAGUGAAGGAAUGAGGGCAUGACAUACACAAAACAAAGUGAAAGUGGAGUAACACAAUAGACUAGAGAAGACAUGACCUCUUGACACGCUCACGUUUAGCGAAAAAGGUAACUCAAUUUAAGUAACAACAAGCAAGUUAAAGUUGCCCUAGGAAGCAUUAAAAGAAUUACAUUAGCUAAAUAACGAACACUAAAAUGCAAACACAAUGUAAAUUUAAGCGAAUACGUUUCUUUUUUUUUAAUACGAAAAUUAAAAGUCUAUUUUAUAAGUAAUGUAUGUUUAUUAUGGCACUUACUAGGAAUCACUCAAUAACGUUCCUCAUCGCCAAAAAUAAUUAGAAUCUAGACAAAUAUUUUUACUUACUCGCGCCUGAUCACAUGUCCAACUCACACAUGCGUCCAAUCAGAGGAAUAACGAAUUUAGAACACAGUAAAGCAACAAAUAAGUGUCAGGUUAGUGAGCUACAUUACACUCCCUCCAUCAUCUUGAACGUCUCCCUCCCUCCCUCCCUCCCUCCCUCCCUUUCCACUCUCCCUAACAAUACCCCCUCCAUCCCCUACCACCGCCCCCCAUGCUCCCCGCCACCGCCAUGCAUUCCUUUGAUCCUUGACUUGCUGCCACCCUUCCUAGGCAGCCCCGAGCCACUUCCCUCAAGCAUAAAUCAAAGCCACUAGACUAUAGCGCCGCCCUCCCAAGCUGUCCAAGCCGCCAUCUUGAUUCUUAAGAGAUAAGAUACUUCGCGCCGUGUGUGUGUGUGUGUGUGUGUGUGUGUGUGUGUGUGUGUGUGUGUGUGUGUGUGUGUGUGUGUGUGUGUGUGUGUGUGUGUGUGUGUGUGUGUGUGUGUGUGUGUAAAACCAAAC